Effrenium voratum is the source of this 854-nucleotide messenger RNA. The record is from the annotation of a GenBank genome assembly. Lineage: Eukaryota; Dinophyceae; Suessiales; Symbiodiniaceae.
CCGGUGGACUGCCUGUAGGGGCCUAGAUGAAGCAUGGGCAACGCCGGCUCAGUCAGGCGCUCCAAGCCUGUGAUGAGUUACCUGGUGAGUGAAUUCAAUCGCCUGAAAUCCCACGGCGUGGAUGGGGAGGCCGUGUGGGGCCAGUGGUUUGCUGCCUCUGUUGCGUCAUCGAACAUCAACGGGGCCUCGCUGCCACAAGCCUAUACCCACGUGGAGGAGCCGGUGCUGACACUGGCAUCCCUGCAGAAGCUCAACACCCCAGAGGAUUUCCUCCUGGAUUUCCGGCACAUUGCCACCCUUUGGAAGCUGGACGCCAACCAUGACGGCGUCAUCACCUUUGAGGAGUUCAUCAACUUCGCCGAGUUCUGCAACGACCAGCGGAUGAUCCUCGGAGACCUGGAGCUGUCGCAGAAGCUCAAGGCGCUGUGCGUUAUGGACAUGGCCGCAGACACCUAUUGCGAGACUGGCCAGAACUUUUUUGUGGACUGGCUGUUGAAGCUGGUGGCGCAGGACAUGUCUCCUCGUCCUUUCCGAAUGAUGAGAAUACCGGUCAAUCCUGAUGAUCAUGUGGGCCGACCAACCUUCUUUGUACACAUGGAUUGUGUGAUGAACCUCUACAAUCUGCUUAAGCCGUCGCAAAUAUCUAGCCACUUGGGCAUGCAAGACUUUGUGGAUCUUCUGCAUCAAAUGGGGGAGACCAUGAAUCUGCAGCCGCUGAUGAUCAAGGACCUUGAUGAGUGGGUCCCUUUGGAAGUGGUCCACACCUGGCUGAAGCGCUUCAUAUCAGCGUUCACAGAGUUGUACAAAGAGCUUGGCUUGCUGGCGGAAGCAUGACAAUCUUUCGGGCUUUCAGC